Molecule: messenger RNA, 1125 nt
Organism: Penaeus vannamei (Pacific white shrimp)
Lineage: Eukaryota; Metazoa; Arthropoda; Malacostraca; Decapoda; Penaeidae
Product: kinetochore protein Spc24
Biological process (GO): chromosome segregation
Cellular component (GO): Ndc80 complex
Molecular function (GO): microtubule binding
Source: RefSeq, a predicted model, not a curated record
UUUCAAACACAAGUCAAAAGGUCGCGACGGGAGGCGGUCGCGCACCAACUUCGUGUCUAAAACCCUACAAAAGAAGGAAGAAGAGAGGAAGAGAAGAGGAACAACAACUCGAGCCAAGAGAGCGAACAGUCUCCACAUUUCACCGAAUUUGUAAGGCCAGACAGGCACGAAACUAAAAAACCGAGAGACAGACCAAGGAACACUGCACCCUACGUCAGGAACCCAAGGAUUUUGCAAGAUGGGCGUCGGAAAGAAUGGAGAAAGCACGAUAGAGAGGGAUAUUGCUGGCCUGGAGGAGAUGACCAGCCAGGCCAUCUCUCUGUAUGCAAACAACAGGGUCAACUCUGCCAUAAAUGCAUCCAAAGACAUCUUGGUCAGUUCUUUGGCUGCAUGUGAACACUCAAGGCUAGCUCUGAAAGAGACCAUCAGAGAGCUACUGCAAGUUGAGGAAGCAGAAUCAAAUGCUCUUGAUGAACUCCGCUCUGAAACUUUAGGUCCAGGAGCAAGUCAGGUGGUGUCACAAAUUGCCCAGGCCAAGAGGAGAAUGGAAGAAAUAAAAGAAGAAAUUAAAUCAGUGACAGGAAGCAUAAGUCACACAGAACAGCUGGAACACUCCUUGGAACAGAGGGCCAAAUCCUCUAGUAAACAUACAACAGCUGUUGUACCCAAAAUCAAGGCUGAUGUUACGACCUUCACACAGAUUUCUCAUCUAAAAUGGGACUACACUGCUCCAGAAAAUGUAGUCAAAGGGUUCAUUCUCCGACCAGAGAAGAGGGACAUCACCCCUUUCAAGCUCGACACAUCAUCGCACUCCCAGUUCUUCAUCACAAAUUUCCUGUGGCAACAGAUUGCUGCUGAUAGUGAUUUUAUUUGAAAAUCUAUGAAGAUGAUACUCAGAAUAUUUUACUUGUAUCAGUUACAGAAUAUCUUCCAAAUUUAUCAAUUUUUUAUAUGGUAAAGCUUUUGCUCCCUUCACUUUCUAGUUUGAAAACUUACUGAUAUGCAUUUUUUCUUUUUUUCUUUCCUUUCCUUUUAUAUGAUCUCCCAAGAGUAGGAUUUAAUCAUGUCAACAUAUGUACUGCUAGUUUUAAAAAUAAAACAUUAAAUGUCUUCAUGCUGUCUAAA